CGUGUUAAGUUGUGCUAUUAUCUUAUGCGCGCACGCCGAUCACUGCAUUGGUAUUUCUCCUCCUCUUUAGUAAACUUUUUUUGUACUACUCCAUCUUCCUCAUCCUCGGGAGAAAGUCUCCGUUCUGUUGAAUACUUCACUCUAGUUAUUUUGCUGUUGCCCUUAUUCGAAAGACCAAGAAACGACUCUGACCCAGAUCCACGACGCUCAAAUCGCCCGACAUGCUGCGCGCUCUAUUACAGCAACUCAAAACCGCCGGGCGAGCGCUGCAAUACCGAGUUGGGCUGCGCCGAGGACCACCUGGGAGUGGUCUGUCGGAUUCCGAUUCCGACUCGCUAUCUUCGGAAAGCAGCAGUCAUGUCGACGAAGCCCACGUCGUCGCACGGUGGGAGAGGGUAGGAAACCAGGCGAUGAAGCGAAUGCGGCGCGAGCGGGUCAGCGUUCCGUCUCUGGAAGUCAUCGAGGGCUGGGCAACACUCGCCGUGCGGCUUUUGAGGAGAAGCCUGA
Molecule: messenger RNA, 507 nt
Organism: Amoebophrya sp. A120
Lineage: Eukaryota; Dinophyceae; Syndiniales; Amoebophryaceae
Source: the annotation of a GenBank genome assembly